Molecule: messenger RNA, 1779 nt
Organism: Gracilinanus agilis (Agile Gracile Mouse Opossum)
Lineage: Eukaryota; Metazoa; Chordata; Mammalia; Didelphimorphia; Didelphidae
Gene: SNX30
Product: sorting nexin family member 30
Exons: 9
Coding region: 165-1487 (440 amino acids)
Cellular component (GO): cytoplasm
Molecular function (GO): phosphatidylinositol binding; protein binding
Source: RefSeq, a predicted model, not a curated record
GCGGCCUCUUAGCCAAAGCGGGGGAGCCCUCUCCCCUGCAGCUCUUCCCCCUGCCGGGGGCGGGGGAGAGGAGGAGGAGCAGUGGUGGUGGGUGCAGGAGCUGCAAGGAGAGGAGGCAGCAGCGGCAGCAGUAGCAGCUUUUCAAGGGCCGGCCGCACUCAGCCAUGUCGGCCGGAGGCGUCGGCACCCCCAAAUCCCUGCCCUCCUCCGGGCCCAAGUCCCUGCAGGACAUGCCGCACCCUCUGGCCGGCCCUAGCAGCGAGGAUAUAGCGGGCGGUGAACUCACCCCCAGCCCGGACCUGCAGUUGCCCCGCAGCAUCGCCGACAAGGACCUCAGUUUGCCUAAUGGUGGAACUCCUGCAGGCACUUCCAGUCCAGCUUCUUCUUCUUCGCUUCUCAACAGACUUCAGCUAGAUGAUGAUCUUGAUGGUGAGACCAGAGACCUAUUUGUCACUGUUGAUGAUCCCAAGAAACAUGUCUGUACAAUGGAGACCUAUAUCACAUAUAGGGUCACUACAAAGACCAGCCGGAUAGAAUUUGACUUGCCAGAAUAUUCUGUGCGUCGGAGAUAUCAGGAUUUUGACUGGCUGCGGAACAAACUGGAAGAAUCCCAGCCUACCCAUCUCAUUCCCCCUCUUCCAGAGAAAUUUGUGGUAAAAGGAGUUGUGGAUCGUUUUUCUGAAGAGUUUGUUGAAACUAGAAGAAAAGCUUUGGAUAAAUUCUUAAAAAGAAUUGCAGAUCACCCAGUACUCUCCUUCAAUGAACACUUUAAUGUUUUCCUCACAGCGAAGGAUCUUAAUGCCUACAAAAAACAAGGAAUGGCGUUACUCUCCAAGGUUGGGGAGUCGGUCAAAUAUGUCACUGGAGGCUAUAAGCUGAGAAGUCGACCCCUAGAAUUUGCAGCUAUGGGUGAAUACUUAGAUACAUUUGCCCUAAAACUCGGAACCAUUGACCGAAUAGCUCAGAGGAUCAUCAAGGAAGAAGUAGAAUACCUGGUAGAACUCCGAGAAUAUGGGCCUGUGUACUCCACGUGGGGUGGCCUCGAGAUGGAGCUGGAAGAGCCCCUGGAGGGCGUCUCAGCUUGUAUUGGAAACUGUUGUACCGCUCUGGAGGACCUGACUGACGACAUGACGGAGGACUUCUUGCCAGUGCUCAGAGAGUACAUUUUGUACUCUGAAUCCAUGAAGAAUGUAUUAAAGAAGAGAGACCAAGUCCAAGGAGAAUAUGAAGCAAAAUUGGAAGCCAUUGCUUUGAAAAAGGAAGAGCGCCCCAAGGUGCCAGCCGACGUGGAGAAAUGUCAGGAUCGAGUGGAAUGUUUUAACGCCGACCUCAAGGCCGACAUGGAGAGAUGGCAGAACAACAAGAGGCAGGACUUUCGGCAGCUACUCAUGGGAAUGGCUGACAAAAAUAUCCAAUAUUAUGAGAAGUGCCUUACGGCGUGGGAGUCGAUUAUACCGCUGCUACAAGAGAAGCAAGAGACCAAAUAAGUUCCUUCCAACAAAGAGACCCUUCUGUCUACACCAGUGCACAGUGCCCCUCACUGGGCAGUCCAUUUGCUAUGUACUUACUGACUGACUAAGUACCACCUGGCAGGUGGCAUUUGGAAACCAGCCAAUUUGGAACUUUUGUGGCUUUAUGCUUUUUUUUCCCCUCUUCAGUCCUUGACCCAGUUCUUCUUUCAUAUUAAUAUUUCUUCCCACUCUGUAUUCCUUAUCUAUUUCCUGGUUGGACCCCGAGUGCCUGGUGGAUUCUUUAUGGAUUUCAUCAUUUCUUAUUAAA